CAGGAUGCCUCCUCGGGAGGAGUCGCCGUAUACUACUUUGGGAAUAGCUUCUAAUUCUGAUGAGACAACAAUAAAAAAAGCAUAUCGAAAACUAGCACUUAAAUGGCAUCCUGACAAACAUCCCGAGGAAAAAGACAAGGUAAUUGCUGAGAAGCAAUUCAAAAAAAUCGCUCAAGCUUAUGAGAUUCUUUCUGAUGCGAAGAAGCGUCAAGAAUUUGACCGUUCCGAAAAUCUGUCGACGUUCCGUUCUCGUCGCGGUCGGAUGGACGAUUUUCGUUCGCCGUUCGACAUUUUCCGCGAAUUUUUCGGCAACCGCGACCCAUUCCAGGACAUCUUCUUCGACGAUUCGUUCGCUUUCCCAUCAGAUUCGUUUAUCUUCAAAAAGCACAAAUUCCCGUCGAGCCGAGUGCACAUAUUUUACGAUGACGAGAAAAAGAAGAAAGAUGACGACUGUCAUUUUUCCACCGUAAUCCGCUUCACAUCGGCAUCAGAACCUGGGAAGAACGCGACUGUUCGGAAGACGUCCACAACAACAAAGAUCAUCGAUGGUAAAAAGGUGGUCACAAAGCGAACGGAAAAUGAUGGCGAAGAAGUUGUAGAGAUUUUGGAAGAUGGUGAAUUGAAAUCACGAACAGUGAAUCCGACGGUAGCCGUAGCUGCCGGAGCCAACUAGGCUUCUGUACAUAGUCUGCACACGGGCGAUUCGACGUCUUACCGUACCUCGUACAUAUGUAUCGUUACAGUAGUAUCCACUAUUCACAGCCACUAAUAUGAUCAUAGCAUUGAAAAUGUGUCCACACACUCACUCACCCACUAAUUUUCAACUCGUGUUCGUCUGCCUGCCUGCGCACAUUCGUUUUCACUCCAGUUGCAGCACUCAUCGUCCUGUUCUAGGCGCAUACUUACCCUAUGCAUGAAUUGCUUCAUUGGAUUCUUUUCUUAUUGAUCACUAUCUGCAUUCCCAAUCAAUAAAUCGAUAUGUCGUCGUUGUAUUUAUAGGCUGUCUCACCUUUGUUGUCUCUGUGCUUCUCAUAGUCGCUCUACACUUGGGCUCUCACUCACUCACCCCUCAGCUCUUCUCUCCUCUCAAGAGAUUUUGCCAUAGCCCAAGCUGUGUCGUGCUGCCUGUACGCCCCGCUAUCGCCCCCGUUCGCCCGCCCGCAUUAGCCCCCGUAGUCCCCCCCCCUCUCUCCCGUUCUUCUAAUAUACCGCUGAGCUCAACUCGUUGAGUGCUGAGUUUCUGAGCGCCACUGAUCGUCGUGUUGUGUCCCAAUGUGUCCCAAUAACGUAGUCAGUUCCAGCCCAGCCCAGGCCUCCAGUGGUUUGAGCAUUUCGGUGCCGUUGUUCUUUCAGUGUGUCCGUGUGCGACUGGGUAAAUUAUGUGCGUCCUUGAAAUAAAU
This is a messenger RNA of Cylicocyclus nassatus, 1400 nucleotides long. Lineage: Eukaryota; Metazoa; Nematoda; Chromadorea; Rhabditida; Strongylidae. The record is from the annotation of a GenBank genome assembly.